Molecule: messenger RNA, 2250 nt
Organism: Westerdykella ornata
Lineage: Eukaryota; Fungi; Ascomycota; Dothideomycetes; Pleosporales; Sporormiaceae
Product: ser/Thr protein phosphatase-like protein family
Exons: 2
Coding region: 201-2096 (631 amino acids)
Biological process (GO): nucleotide catabolic process
Cellular component (GO): cytosol
Molecular function (GO): hydrolase activity
Source: RefSeq, a predicted model, not a curated record
GUUGAUAUCAGCAGAUGAAAGUGCGCUCAGCUCCAAAAGGUCCAGGUAUCGAAGUUCCGUAUCAGCGCGUGGUGAAGAAGGUCUCGACCUGAAUGAGUUGGGAUGAAAAGCGGCAGCAGGCACCCAGCAACUCAACACCGUAGAUCUACACGACAAAGAUCCACAUCGCGAUCCUGUGUAGAAUCAUCAAUGUCAGCAAAAUGACCGUCUUAAUAAUAGCUGCAUCGUUUCUCCUGCAGCUAGCCUUAUGUGCGCAACCGUCAGCCCCGUCCCCGGUUGCAGCGCCCCUGCGUGAGCUUUCUUGGGGACAGCUGAACUUCUUGCACACAACGGAUAUACACGGCUGGUGGGGAGGGCAUCUUCAGGAGCCUUCGUACUCUGCCGAUUGGGGCGACUAUAUCUCGUUCGCUGAACAUCUUCAUGACAAAGCCGAUGCUGAAGGCUCGGACUUAUUGCUCAUCGACACCGGCGAUCGGAUAGAAGGAAAUGCUAUUUAUGACAGUUCGAAACCUCGCGGGAAGUUCACCUACGAGAUAGCCAAGGAGCAGCAUAUCGAUCUCAUAUGUUCCGGCAAUCAUGAGUUAUACAAGCAGAACUCCUCGGAGGGAGAGUACUACCACACAGUUCCCGAUUUCAAAGGCCACUACAUCGCCUCCAACCUGGACAUCUACAGCCCCGAGACGGGAGAGCUGCAGCCUCUGGCCCCUCGGUUCAAGAAAUUCAAGACGAAGAAUCAAGGUAUUCGGAUCUUAGCCUUCGGCUUCAUCUUUGACUUCACACGCAAUGCAAAAAACACCGUCAUUCACAGAGUCCGCGACACGGUAGAAGAACCCUGGUUCAAAGAAGCCAUACGUGAUAGAGACGUGGAUCUCAUAAUCGUUUUCGGCCAUGUGGACAUACGCUCGGACGAGUAUGCCACUCUGUACGCCACCCUCCGCAAAGCUUACUGGGACACUCCGAUCCAGCUUUUCGGCGGUCACUCACACAUCCGAGACUACAAGAUCUUCGACGACAAAUCCGUGGCCUUGGAAAGCGGCCGCUACAUGGAGACUCUUGGAUUCAUGUCCAUUUCUGGGCUCUCCACGGGCGGCACCAAGCGAGUCCCUGCCACACCGCAGAAGUCCACACUCACAUUCUCCCGCAUGUACAUCGACAACAAUCUCUUCUCCAUGCACCAUCACAGCGGCAAAGACGAAUCCAGCUUCCCCACUGUUCACGGACUCAACGUAUCCGCCCAAAUCAACCGGGCCCGCCACGCGCUGAGCCUGAACCGCCUCUACGGCUGCGCUCCGCAUGAUUUCUGGGUGAACCGGCGCCCUUAUCCGCACGAAGAAAGCAUAUUUUCCUGGCUUGAGAAAGAAAUGCUACCAGACACCAUCAGCACUUCUGAACGCUUCGUCAAACUUGGCAAGAAGGCUCUCGUGAUCACCAAUACGGGAAGUAUCCGUUUCGACAUCUUCAAAGGCGCAUUCACGAAAGAUACCACAUUCCUCGUCUCGCCGUUUACCAGCGGCUUGAGAUAUAUCAAGGACGUGCCUUAUGUGGCUGCGAGCCGUGUAUUGCGCCUGCUGAAUAGCGAGGGACCGAUUCUGGAGGCGUUGAGGGAGGGGAAAGUGUUUCUGGAUCCGCCGGAGAUGGCGGCUGCGAGGUUGCGGCCGGGAUUCUUCUCUUCAUCCCGCGGCUCGAUCGGAUUCCAGGGGGUCGAUGCGAAGGGGCAGUCGCGACUUUCGUCUGCCGGUGACAAUGAGAGUAUCUUUCCAGGGUACACCACGUAUGAUGAUGCUGGCACAGAUGGAGAUGAUACAGUGCAUUCGCCUAUUCAGUUCUACGAGGUGCCGAAUUGUAUCCAAGCUCCUGUUGGAUUCUCCACACAUGAGCAUGCUGAAGCGGGAGAGAAGCUGGAACUCCCUGAAACGGUCGACCUCAUCUACAAUGAAUUCAUUGAGAAAUGGAUUCUCAUGGCGCUAGAGUAUUUGGGGGAGAGGUACGAUGUGGAAGAUACGGAGUAUUAUUUCCCUGGCAAGAGCUUCACGGAGCUGAUGACGGAGUGGGUGAGGGAUCACUGGGGUGUGAAUGGGAAGACGUGUUCGUCAUAGUGGCUUUGCAGUGUAAAUAAAUGGCCAUAUGCAUCGGAGUCAGCAUGGGAAUGGGUCUUGACGAUGAGAGAUAUUUGCACUGGCAGUGAUCUCUAUGUCCUUGGGCCUGAUAAUGAGAGAAGAUAUAGAAAUGCUAUCUCCGCGAGGACGAUUA